Molecule: messenger RNA, 10995 nt
Organism: Ylistrum balloti
Lineage: Eukaryota; Metazoa; Mollusca; Bivalvia; Pectinida; Pectinidae
Exons: 64
Coding region: 1-10815 (3604 amino acids)
Biological process (GO): establishment or maintenance of epithelial cell apical/basal polarity; heterophilic cell-cell adhesion
Cellular component (GO): plasma membrane; protein-containing complex
Molecular function (GO): calcium ion binding
Source: RefSeq, a predicted model, not a curated record
AUGACUGAGCAGAUUUUGACCAAAUCUAAUCAGAAGCCUUCUUUUGGAAAGAAGAAUGUAUUUUGUAUAGAUGGUGUGUUCAAACUCCCCAAGACUGAGGGGCUGGGCAAAAAAGGGGGAAUUUCUGUAAAAUCCUACUCCUCUUUUACAUAUUGCCCUAUUCCACCAAAGGUUCCUAAUGGCUGGAUUUCAGGAGCAUCUGAAAAAGGAGUUAAGGCUGGUGGAAAUGUUACAUAUGAGUGUGGAGAUGGCUUUGUAUUGAGUAAUUCUGCCACUAUCAAAUGUCAGUCAGAUGGUACAUGGGAGACUGCACCUUCAUGUACAAGUACAAGCUGCAGUCCAUUUCCACUUUUUCCCAAUGGUGGCACCAAAAAUCUUACCGCUGAAGUAAACCAGUAUGGAGAUGUUAUAGAAUUCUACUGUAAUGAAGGGUAUGAGCUAGGCAACGGUCCUAUGUACGCAUACUGUCAAAGAAAUGGGACCUGGUCUCACAAUUCACCAACUUGUGAAGCUCUAAUCUGCCCAUUGGUGUCCGUGAAGAAUGCUGUGUGGUUGACUACGGAAGGUGUACCUUUUGGCACAACAUCUUCGCUCAAUUGUUCUGGUGGCUUUAGAUGGAAUGUGACCACUUCACAAUCUCUGAUUGUAAAUUGUCUUGCAAAUAGAACUUUUGCAAACCUGGAGGAAUGUGAAGAUAUCAAUGAAUGUACAGAUGGUAUUCACAACUGUGCUGCAUCAGAGGACUGUGAAAACACCAUAGGGGGAUUUAAGUGUAACUGUAAGGAUGGCUAUUUCAGGAAUUCAACAUCUUCUCUUUGUCAAGAUAUAAAAGAAUGUUCGGUAAACAAUGGAGGCUGUAGCCACAUGUGUAAUGAGGAAGUCCCAGGCUAUUACUGCAGUUGUCAAAAUGGUUUUGAACUAUUCACAGAACAAAAUCAAAACAACAUCAGCACACCUCUUAGGAACGAAGACGGUCUUCGGGAAGGGGACACAUACUACUUAAACCAUACCUGUAUUCGAAAAACUUGCAACUCCCUCUCUCACCCAAGUAAUGGACAGCUCCUGACUGAACAUCCCUACACAUUUUAUUAUGAAGAUAUGGUUUAUUUUGAGUGUAAUAAUGGUUACAUAAUAUCAGGAAGUAAAAAUAUAACAUGUCAGGCCGAUGGACAGUGGUCAGCAUUACCACCAACAUGUAUAAGAGCAACCUGCACUGUGCCUACAUUUACAGCACGGAUGUUAAACAGCAGUACUGUUCAAGGUGGGACAGUAUACCUAUCAGAUGCAGUGACGUUUCAGUGUGAAUAUGGUAGUAAGAUCUUAGAGAGGACUAUGUACUGUGGCCAUUUAGGAAAUGAAUAUGGCUUUUUUGGGGAUGAUUUUAAUUGUCCUGAGAUUAAUUGUGGUAGUCCAGAGACAGUACCUGGUUUAGUGAACACACCACAGAGCACUACUUGGAAAAGCACAUUUGUCUUCCAAUGUGACACAGGUUUUUUAAUUACUGGUCAAUCUACCACCAACAACACGAUAGUAACAUGUGAGGAAAAUGGCAGAUGGGGAUUUGGUAACCUUACUUGUUCAGGGGCUCUUUGCACUGACCCGGGAACACCUUAUAAUGCUAUGCAGAAUGCUAUUAGCUAUGAAGUUGGACAGUCAGUGUCCUGGAGUUGUGAUAGGGAAGGUUUCUAUCCAGACCCACCAGUUGUUAUUGGCUGUGUGAUAAAUGGCAAUACUGUUGGAUGGAACUCUACAGAUCGACCAACGUGUAAAGAUGAAACAGAUCCUAUCAUUUAUGGAUGCCCUGGACCAAUUUAUAUGGCAAAGUCAACUGCAUUACCUCCCUUCACAUCUCCUCUUGCGGGAGACAACAGCAGACAAUUAAAAGACUUUUACAUAGAGCCACCAAAUGUGAUUCCUGGUGACAUUAUCAAUGAAAAUACUACACUGAAAUUUAUAUCUCGAGACUUUGCUGGAAAUAAUGCCAGCUGUGAAUUAGAUAUUAUUGUAAUAGAAGCACCUCCACCUUCACUUUCUUGUCCAAAUACGAGUGUCCUUUACAUCAACACUUCAGCUGGAUAUACGAUUGACCCUUUGGUAGACAUUCCGGGACUGGUUUUACCCUCAUCUCAAUCUGGACUGUCAGUUGUAGCAAACCCUCAAUCACUUACAGUUGAUGUCAACUCUCUUGUCCAACAGCAAAAAGUUACAGUCACAGCCUCAUACAGAGGCCUGAUUUCUUCACACUGCUCUUUCCUUGUUGCCACUGAAGCUUCUGCGUGUCUGAUAGAAACAUUACCACAAGUUGAACUGUCAAGCAAAUCAUGUGUAGCAGAUGGUUCUCAAUGUACAUUAAAUUGUAUAUCAAUCAACAACGUCCAAUAUGUACAUGCUGAUACUGGAUUACCAUCAAAGACAUUUAACUGUACAGGUGCUAACAUCUGGGAUCCACCUCCUAGCAGUGGAUCUUGUAUCAUUCAAAGAGACUCUGAUUACUCUGUUGCUUUAAACGCUAGCUUUGAACUGCAACAACCUGCUGCAGGAUGCCUAGAUGCUUUCAAAGUGGAAAACACGCUAUACUCAGCCUUAACUACUUUGAACUGUGAAAACUCUUUAUUGAUCGUCUCUCAGAAUAUUGAGUCUGAAGUUUCGGGUACAAAUAGAAUUAAUGCACAUGCAACGAUUAAGGUAAAUUCUGAGGUAGAAGUCUUCAAGACCAUAUGUAAAGACUCGAUGAACGCCUACAUAACAACACCUAGCAUAUCAGUACUCCCAACCUUUUCUAUAAAUUGUGUCACUGGUCAAUCAACUGUGAUCCCAGUCUACGCUGAUUCUGGGGUAUCCAGUUUUGGUAAUGCCUGUCCUACACCUGGCCAAGUGCUAACAAUUGAUAAGAAAUGUGUACCUACACUGCCAGGAACAUAUGAAUCAAAUGAUGUUUCUGUUGCCUGUCCGGAUGGUAUGUACCAGGACUUAUCAGGUCAGACAACAUGUAAAAAUUGUGAUGAUGGAUCAGUGUCCACUGCAUCAAGGGAAAUCUGUACAGUGAAGGAAUCCCACGACCACCUGCAGCAACUUGGUGAAAACCAAAGGAGCUGUCGUGAGCAUGAAGGGCAUGGCUCGAAUUUGGAAGACCUUGCCGUUGCAUGUGAAACGGAGGAACUUCUGUUUACAUAUUGCGUGCCUUGUCCUCCCAAAACCAGCACUGUAGAACAGAAUGGCAUGACAGCUGACACUGACUGUAAAGCUGAAUGUCAACCUGGAACCUUUUCCCAAACUGGUUAUGAGCCAUGUACAUUUUGCCCAAAAAAUUUCUAUCAAGAACUGGCAGGCCAAAAGGGAUGCAUGGAAUGUGCUUCAGAUGCCAUCACUAAUACUUCUGGCAGCAACAACUCAGCCCAGUGUGAGUUCAUGAUUGUAACUCCUUAUCUUACAGCUUGCACUGAUCCUCAGACUUACUGCAAUGGAAAUGGUGUGUGCAGUAUUGUAAACCAUCGUCCGUUUUGUACUUGUAAAGCAGGAUACACUGGAUUUAACUGUCAGAACAUGAUUGAUUACUGUUUGCCAAAUCCAUGUGUCAGAGGGACUUGUAACAAUCUGCAGGGUCUUGGAUAUAACUGCAGUUGUAAUGACGGUUUUAUUGGAGAAAACUGUGAUCAAGAAAGUAAAAAUUAUUGUGAGACAAACAAUUGUAUAGCUGGAUCCUGUAGAAACGUUAAAAAUGGCUAUGAUUGUCUUUGUCCAAUCACUGGAGAAUACACACAACCUCGCUGUGAGCAGGUGGUCAACUUGUGUAGUGGAACAACAUGUAUGAAUGGAGGCACUUGUGAAGCAUUUGGAUCGGUUCGUAGACAGUGUAUUUGUCCUCCAGGAUUUACGGGAGACAAUUGUGAAACAAAUAUAAAUGAAUGUGAUUUGAACCCAAAAGGAUGUAUGUACAAUGGUACAUGUAUAGAUAAAGACAAUGGUUAUGAUUGCCAAUGUAGACUUGGCUUCACUCAGGACAGAUGUCAAGUUCCAAAUGACUUUUGUACCACAGACCCAUGUUUAAAUGCUGAAUGCUAUAAUGACUACGUCAAUUAUAAAUCAGUCUGUGUAUGCCAUGAUGGUUACCAGUUGGACAACAAUGGGAAGUGUACCAAGAUUGAUGAUUGUGCAGGUGUCAAUUGUAACAAUGGCACCUGCGGCGGAGGGGUUUGUUUCUGUGUGUUUGGCUAUACUGGAGCUUAUUGUCAGCAUGAUAAAAUAGACUGCACCAUGAAUUCCUGUCUUAAUGGUGGCACUUGUAUAGACAAAACCAAUGGAUAUGAGUGUAUGUGUAGCUCUGGGUUUACAGGUAAUGACUGCAACAUCAACAUUGAUGAUUGUUCUGGUCAUUGUACUGGUGAACAUGUUGUUUCAUCAGGAAUGAAAUGCAUCGACAUGGUUAAUGAUUACAUGUGUGUCUGUGAAGAUGGAUGGAAAGGCCAAAACUGCACGGAGAACAUUGAUGAAUGUGCAAGUUACCCAUGCCAGCAUGGAGCAAACUGUACUGAUGGAGACAACACCUAUACUUGUAGUUGUACAGCUGGAUGGUCUGGCAAAGAUUGUAGUGUGGAAGUGGACUACUGCCCAAUCAACACUUGCAAAAAUGACGGGAAAUGUUUUAACAUGAACAGUGACUUCUUCUGCAGAUGUCAGGGAGGAACAACAGGGACUACAUGUGGUAAUGUCCCUCCAGUGUGUUCUGUCAUCAAUCCAUGUACUGACAAAGGAACUUGUAGUGAUCAGGAAGGCACAGCCAAAUGCAACUGUUUGUUAAAUGAUUAUACAGGAUCCUCUUGUCAGCUGACAACCUACCACUGUGGAAGUGAUCCCUGCGAAAAUGAUGGGACUUGUGUUACUGGAAGUGGCAUGGAUUUUUCUUGCAAGUGUAAAAAUUCUUACUCUGGUGGAACUUGUGGACAAUACAACGAUCCAUGCUCCUUAAACCCAUGUACAAGCGGAGCAUCAUGUAUGUCUGAUGAAGAAAAGUUUUUGUGUUACUGUCCAGGAGGAGAAAUCCCUACAGUUUCACAAUGUAAAAGUUCACCAAUUGGUGACAUGUUGAUUGAUGCAGCUGUAGACACCAGUGGCACCUACCUGAACAAUCCCUUUGUAUUCUCCAAUACCGAUAUGUUAUCUAUAAUGUUUUGGGUGCUAUGUAGUAAUGACACUUACAGCAAUCCUGUUAUCAUGGUAUUGGAACCCAGAGAUGUUGAUAAUCAAGGACCUGGCUGGAUGAGUUCUUCUUCAUCAUCUUAUCUGGUAAAGAUAACAAACGGAGGUGUUAUGUUUAGCAAUGAUACCAACUCCAAAAUGGUUGACUUUGACCAGAACAUCUGUGACAAGAAAUGGCAUCAUGUUGGUGUGACUUAUCAUAGCAAUGGUACCACCAAUGUCAUCCUGGAUACCUCCACAAAGGCAUUUAAUGAGAUGACUGUGUCAGGAACAUUUUCUUCUGUGUUUCAAGUACUAUUGGGUCAAAUGUUUCAAGGAAGGAUAAGCCAGCUGAUGAUUUGGAAUUCAAUAUUGUCCCAAUUUGAUAAGCUACGUGCUCUUGAAACCGUUACAAACAUACCACAACUUGACAAAAUUGUUCAAAAAUGGAUGAAUUAUGCACAGACAAGAAGUGUAACUUUCACUUCUGCCAGCACUGCUAAUCUGACUAACAACGUUUAUGAUAAUGUAUUGGAAGAUGCAUCCUGUAAGAAUGAAGACAAGAUGCCUCCAACAAUAGUCAACUGUCCAAGUGUUGCGAUGUCUUAUAGUCUGAGACCUGAUGAACGAAUAUACAACAUCCCAAAUCUAAAGAACAGUUUUGAAUUUGAAGAUUAUACUUCAGUAUAUUCUUCUGUAGUGGAUGGUGAAUCCUACCUUCGUGGUCGAUAUGUCAUAGCAGCUUAUGCCAUUGAUCAAAAACAAAACUUUGCUAUGUGCCGUUUCCGUAUUUAUGUGAAAUAUGAUGAUUGUCCAGAUCCACUGUCAAGUGGUACACAGUCUUUAUAUUGUGGCAGCAAUACCUUAUGUGGUAUACAAUGCUCAGGCAGCGACCAAGCACUCUCAGGACCUGUACCAAACAAAUUUCAUUGCACUAAUUUAGGUGUAUACAACCCAGCUGAGCCCUACCUACCAUAUGUUCUGCCAUCUUGUUCAGCCAUUGGGGUCCUUAAGAAACAAGUCGCCGUGGAUCUGAUUUAUGACCUAAGUGUUUUUUGCAAUUUGAUCAAUCAGCACACCCUUGAAAAUACAUUACGUACCCGUUUGGUGGAUAGUGGUGUCUGUGCAUCUGGUUGUACGAUAACUGCCAACUUGAGGUGUCAGUCUCCGACGGAAAGGGUUCUGCUCGUUAGUUUUGUCUUAUCAGGAUUAGCGCCAACCAUUGCACUUCUUGUAAACAACAAUCCUGAGAGCUUUACUCCAUUGGAAGCUGUUACACAAGUUGUUUGUAAUACAGAUGCGAUGAACUUUCAGAAUCUUGAGGGUGGAGCUACUCUCCGUGAAGAUGCUGGCAGUAUCGAUAUUGAAGAGUCUAUCUCUUGUGCUGAUGGCUAUCAGGUCAUUGAUUCUCAGUGUGUUCAAUGCUCUCUUGGUCAGUACUAUGACAGUGAAAGCAAGACAUGUAAGUUAUGCCCUUGGAACACCUACCAGAAUGAAGUCGAGCAGACCUCCUGUAAAUCCUGCAAUGGCAAUAAUGUUACUUUGUUCCAGGGAGCCUUUAACGCGAUUCAUUGUGUUGAUAACUGCACUGCUGGUAGUUUUUAUAAUGAGUCAACAGGGAGCUGUGAAGCAUGCCCUAAGAACUUCUACCAAGAAAACUUUGGCAAGGGAUACUGUGAUAAUUGUCCGAUUGACAAAAUCACCACUGGUACUGGGUCUGAUUCAUUUGCUGACUGCAAUGAUGACUGUCCAGUGGGAUAUGAGAGAAUUCAAAGUAACCAGGAUUGUGUGGCAUGUCCUAAAGGCACAUACCGUAUUCAGUUAGCUGAAAAGUGUAUACCUUGUCCAUUAGAAUUUACAACUGAGGGGAUUGCUACAACUGAUGCAUCAGGAUGUUCAAUUAGAAUUUGUUAUAAUGGAACCUUCAGGAAUGCAUCUAAUAAGUGUGAGGACUGCCCAUAUGGUUUUUACCAGGAUGAGAAUUUCAUGGAUCAAUGUAAAGAAUGUCCCUCAUCAGAAUCUACAAUGUCUAUGGGAUCAAAUGAUCUUUCUCAGUGUAUUUUCGUGUGUGGAGCAGGACAAGAAGUAAUUCCUGGUCAGAAGAGUUGUAAAGCCUGCAGUAGAGGUUACAUUCAUACUGGUGAUCACCCAGAUAUUUUCCAAAACUGCACUCAGUGUCCUACCAAUAUGACUACAGAGAUGACUGGCUCAACGCAUAUGGAUAACUGUUCAAUAGCAAUCUGUGCUAAGGGACAACAGCUCAAUAGCACUAGAAAUGGUUGUGAUGACUGUCCGUAUAACACCUUCCAGGAUAAAGAUAUGCCAACAUCCUAUCAAAAUUGUACAAGCUGUGGAACUGAUAGAGCUACAGUCAACAUGAAGACUACAAGUUUUGCUGGCUGUCUCGUGUAUUGUGCGGACGCUGGUACAUAUGAUGCUGGAAAUGGUAAUGGUAUUUGUGAAGCCUGUCCUCGGGGAUCUUAUCGGUCUGUUGACGACCACAGCACAACUUUCUCACCAUGUAUGAAUUGUACCAAUGGCAGGACUACAGAGGGUGUAGGCAGUAUUGGUGCAUUCAACUGUUCCAUAGAUAUAUGUGCUAAAGGACAAGAAUUAAACAGCACAGGUAACUGUGUGACCUGUCCAUUUGAUACCUACCAGGAUGUUGAAAUGCCAAAUUCAAUGGAUAAGUGUCAAGCUUGUGAAUCCAACGAAGCAACAGAAAGCAUUGGAUCCACUGAUAAAAGUCAAUGCAAAGCUUAUUGCACAGAACCUGGUACUGAGUUAAAUCAAACUGGUAUUUGUGUACCUUGUAAAAGGGAAACCUUCCGUGCAAUUGCUGACCGUACAGAUUAUUUCACAAGUUGUAUGAACUGUUCCAAUGGCAGGACUACAGAAGGAGAGGGCAGCAUCAGUAGCCUCAACUGCUCAGUUGAUAAGUGUCAAGCUGGACAAGUAGUGAACUCCAAUGGCAACUGUGUUGACUGUCCUGCCAAUACCUACCAGCCAAUUAUGUAUCCAAAUUCUGCUGUGAAAUGUUUGAACUGUUCAGUAAAUAAAGCCACUGUGGAUGUAGGACAGACAUCUGAGGCCAGCUGUGUCCGUGUGUGUAGUGCAGGCCAGCAAUACAACAAUGUCUCUGAUGAAUGUGAACCAUGUGGCAAGGGAACCUGGAAUAAUGGAAAUGAGACAAUGAAAUUCCAGCAGUGUGCAUCCUGUCCUGUAAACUACACAACUGUAGCUGGUGGCAAUACUGAUAUCAGCAAUUGUAGCCUGUUGGACUGCAAUCCAGGCUCGUACAUUUCUGGAGAUAAUUGCUUGCUUUGUGAUCUGGGAAGUUACCAACCCAACCGCCAUCAACCAAGUUGUAUAGACUGUGGUCCAGACCUGAAUACAAGCAGUUUGGGAAGCAAACUACAGACACAAUGUCAGCUUUGGUGUCUACCUGGGUUUGCUGGGUCAGACGAGUGUAAGAAAUGCCCACCUGAUGAAAUAAAACAAAUGUCUGGACUGAGAAACUGUGAAUCAUGUGAAAUGACCAAACCCAACUUCACUGCCAAUGAAGCCAGAACAGAAUGUAAUGUUGAUUUUUGUGACAGAGGAUUUAAGUAUAAUGAAUCCUCAGUCGAAAAGUGUAUUCCCUGUGAACAAGGGACAUACAAAACUGAGCGAGGCAGAGCAACCACUUGUCAAACCUGUAAUCCUGGUUUUACCACUGCUGGUGUAGCAUCAAGAAACCAGUCUGACUGUGACCAGUUGUACUGUGUGAUAGGGAAGUACUACAAUGCAACAACUGAUUCGUGUCAGCCCUGUAAUUAUGGUUCCUUCAAGAAUACUGUUGGGAACAUGAACUGUACAGACUGUGAGUCUGGUUUUACUACAUCAGUCACUGGAGCAACCUCUUCCGCAUCAUGUUCGAUCGUUGUAUGUCCAGCUGGACAAAAGAGGAACAUGCAAACUAAUACUUGUGAAGAUUGUGGAUAUGGCCAAUACCAACCUAACCCAGGACAAGUGAGCUGUAUACAGUGUACUCCUUCUUCAUACAGCACCCAAUUCACCACCACAGUUUUAGAGUCAGAUUGUAUACCAAUUUGUGCUCCAGGUUAUGAGUAUAACACCACCAGCAAAACAUGUAAUGUAUGUGGACUGGGUACCUAUAAGUCUUUGAACGGUAAUUGGCAAAAUGACAGAACGACUGUCAUAAACUGUACGUCUUGUCCUGUAUUGAAGACAACACCAACAAAUGGAUCUGUUUCUUUGGCUGCCUGUUCUUUAGAUGUUUGUAAUGUUGGAACAUACCAGCUUAAUGGUGUAUGUACACCAUGCCAAAGAUCUACGUACCAGGAUCAAAUGGAUCAAACUGAAUGUAAAUCAUGUGGCUUGGGAAAAACAACCAGGGUUUUAUCUGGAGCUACAUCGAUUGCUGAUUGUAUACCUGAUUGUCCACUUGGAAAAGGAUUCAACAACACUGAUGGCUCAGACUGUUGUUGUGUUGACUGUGAUGAGGGGUAUUAUGUUGAUAAAUCCCUUAGUGAAUUCUGCAUCAGAUGUCCUAAUGGAAAGACCAAUCUGGGACCAGGAUCAACCACAUGUGAUUACACUGCAGUUACACCACCUGUGGAACAAGUAAGAGUGAGGUUCAGAUUGAGAAUGCAAUUAAACAGCAUUGAUUGUACCAAUAGCAACAGUCUAACCAUCUUCAGCAAUAAUGUGAGAAGUAGGGUUAUAACCAGGAUGAAAUCGUUGCCAUAUAAUCUUUGUAUUCCAAGUGAUUGUUCAAACAUCCAUUCCAUGAACAUCUCACUUGCCUCAUCUCAAGGUUGUACCCCAGGAAAUGGAAAUAGAAGGCGCAAGAGGGCUGCAGGCCCAGCUACUGUUAAUUUGGAUGCUGAUGUCCAGCCAGGUUCAACGUUAACAGGAGGUGGUGUGACUAGUACACUAGUACAAUGUAAUGCAGGACAAGUCCUUCGCAGUAAUACCUGUGAAUCCUGUGCUGCUGGAACAUAUGAAAGUUCAGGAACAUGUGUUGAUUGCCCUGCCAACCAAUAUCAAGAUUUACCUGGACAAACCACAUGUAAACAAUGCAGUGCGACAAGCACUAUCGCAAUCUAUACCUCUGGAACCAGAUCUACCAUGGCGUCACAGUGUGUCUCAGUCUGUGUUGUGAAUAACGACUAUUGUAAAAAUGGAGGAACCUGUGUUGCUGACCAGACAGUCUAUUGCCAGUGUGGGUCCAGAUACUCGGGCACAUUUUGUGAGAUCAGGAGUGAACCAGACAACACGGCCUGGAUAUACAUUGUAACAGGAACUAUUGGUGGAAUAGUGUUCCUUAUCAUUGUCAUCAUCAUCAUUGUGGUGUUCUGCAGGCGAGUAAGCUCUUCGAAGCCCAAGGUUGUGUAUGAGAAACGAGAGGCCCCACAAAACAACUAUGGAUAUCAGGGUUAUGACAACGUAGGCUUUCCUUACAAUUACCCGGUCAGCCAGCAAGGCAUGACUCAGGCACUGCCUGAGAGCUACUACCUCCCCUACCAGCAGCCAUACCAACAGCCCCGAGCCAUAGUCAGUGGACGUCAACGUGGUUUUGAAGUCGAUGAUGAAAACUCUUCAGGCUACAGAUGGACCUCCUUUUCAGAACAUUGAUUUCUUAAAUUACAAAUAUGUCUUCUGAAGUAAUAAAACAUUGGAUUUGACCAUUAGUUAAAUGAAGUACAAUCAUUGAAGAUAGCUGAAAUUUGAAAGAAGAGGACAUUUAAGUUUGUAAAGAGGUAUUAAGACAUAUUUAUCUUGUCAUUUUCACCAGGUGUUCAAAGUAGUAAGACA